Prunus armeniaca (apricot) is the source of this 2001-nucleotide messenger RNA. NCBI's taxonomy places the organism in Eukaryota, Viridiplantae, Streptophyta, Magnoliopsida, Rosales, Rosaceae. The record is from the annotation of a GenBank genome assembly.
AUGGGAAAGGGAAGCUGCAAAAGUCUGAAAAUCAACCUUCUAAACUCUCUCUCUGGCAAUGCUGUUUUCAGGGUACUGUGCCCUGUGUCCAAACUUGAUAGUAUCACUGGGGAUGGUGGCUCUUUUAUAUCACAAAUUUGUCAAGAGACUCUUGUAAAGGUCAGAGUUGAGGAAACUGUCCCCGGAUGUGACGAAAGAGUUAUUAUUGUGGGUUCUGAUAGAGAGAAUGAUGUUGAUACUGAGCAUAGCAAGGAGGAUGACGUUGAAGGGGAAAAUGUGGAUGAAAAGCAUGAUGAUACUAAGGACUCAAAAGAGAAUGAUGAAAAUAAGGAAUCUGUUCCUAAUGAAGAUUCAAAAUCUGACAACUUAACUCCAUCUGUGCAGAAAGCUCUGCAACUUGUGUUUGAGAGAAUAAUUGAAGGGGAAACAGAGACUGAUGGAGGGGAUGAACAAGGUGAAAAGUCUUUGACAUUUGUUUGUAGAUUACUAGUCCUUUCGACUCAAGUGGGAUGCCUUUUGGGAAAGGGUGGUAGUGUAGUCAAACAAAUGUCAUCUGAAAGUGGGGCACAAAUCCGGAUCCUUCCUAGAGAUAAACUUCCAUUAUGUGCAACAGCUUCCGAUGAACUAGUUCAGAUUACAGGGGACGUUGAUGCAGUUAGGAAAGCUCUUGAAUCUGUUUCUCAGCAGCUUUUGGAGAAUCUACCUCGCGAUAGUGACUCUUCCCUGUCCAACACUUCAGGGCCAUCAUCUCAUUCAAUUGGUCAAUCUCUUCCUAGACCAGAAGUAUAUCCCCCACCCAACCGUUCUCAAGGAGCACCAUAUAGUGAUCAGCUUGGCGACGUUGCAGAUUCACAUCCUGCUGCUCAUCCACUAAUACCCAAAUUCCAUGGAAGUGGUAGGAUGAAGCCUUCACAGGAAGUCCUAACUUUCCGCUUAUUGUGCCAUGAAGAGAGAGUAGGAGGUGUAAUUGGAAAAGGAGGAUCCAUAAUAAAGACACUUAAGCAAGAAACAGGCUGUGAAAUCAAAGUUAUGGAAGGCGUGCCUGACUCAGAGGACCGUCUUAUUAUUGUAUCUGGUCCUGCGCACCCAGAUGAUAGGAUAUCACCUGUCCAAGAUGCCGUUCUUCGUGUCCAGAGUAGAAUAUUCAGGGCUGCACCUAAUAGCAAGGAACAAUCCAUGAUGGCGAGGCUUCUUGUUUCCUCUAAUCAAAUUGGUUGUCUCCUUGGCAAGGGUGGUGCCAUCAUUGCUGAAAUGAGAAAGUUAUCUCGGGCUCAUAUCCGUAUAAUGGGGAAGGAUCAAAUUCCAAAAUGUGCUCCAGAUGAUGAAGAACUUGUUCAGAUAAAUGGAGAAUUCGAAGCCGUUAAAGAUGCUCUUCUCCAGAUCACCACUAGGUUGCGGCAUCACUAUUUCCGUGAUGCAUUUCCUUCUAUAAAUUAUCCUCCAAAUCCCGCGUAUUUGGAUCAACCUCCAUUUCAAUCAUAUAUGAGGAGGGACUUCUCACCUCCAGGAAUGCAUUCUAAUUUAGGCAUGCCAUUUCACAAGUUUGAUGCUGUUGGUGGCCCUCCUCCACAUGGUGUUUUUCAUCCCCAUGAUGAUCGUGCUCCUUUUAUGCACAAUAUUCAUAGAUUAGGUGGGCCCCCGCAUUUAUCUGAAAGAAGACCUUGGGGUCCUCAGGGACAUCUUGAGGGUGGUGGUCCACUAGGCUUGCCGAACUUUGCUCCACAAAGAAGAAUUCCAGGAUUUGGAGGAAGCCAGCCAGCUAUAAUAACCAACACCACUGUUGAAGUUGUUGUCCCUAGUUCCCUUGUUCCUGUAAUAAAUGGAGAAGAUGGUGAAUGCUUGAAGCAAAUACGUCAGAUUUCGGAUGCAAAAGUUACCAUCACGGAGCCUAAGCCCGGAGCACUUGAAACUGUGAUCAUAAUAUCUGGAACACCUGAACAAACACAUGCUGCGCAGAGUCUUAUUCAAGCAUUUGUGAUGAGUGAGACCGACUCUUCUUGA